UUUUAAAGGAGAGUUUCGGCCAGCUGUGGAAAAAGGGCCACAGUCGAGUUAUUUCUAAAGACUAUAAAGAUAUUAAAAUGGGGAUAAACUCUGGGACUGCGAACAUUUUGAGAUUUGUUUAAAGCCUUUGUUCGACUACCGGAGGUUGUCUUGCGUUUGGUUUUAACAUGAUUGCCCUUACUUUUUUACGCUGAAAAAAAUACAAGAUGGGUUAAAAUACAUUAUUACGUUAAGGUUAUAACUCGGGUGGAAAAAUCAAUUUUAUAUUUAUUUUAAUGUCAACCGUCAGUGGUAAUAUGGACAAGUGUAUACUAGUCCUUCCUGUAGGAAUUUCAUGUUAAUCCGUUUUCAGGAUGAGUGAUGAAGUUUCGAAAAUGGUUGUAAAAACGGAAAUUGCUAAGCCUCUUCAUCAUCAGCAGUUAGAGAAGAGUUUGGACAUUGAAUCUUUUUUGACUUUUGUCGAGGAAUUUUUGAAACAGCCAGUAGGAGAGGAGGGAGAAGCUUCCAGUGACUCAGAAACAGAAUUAGCAGGCGUUGAUGCUUAUACGGGGGAAACCAUAUGGAAUGGCGUUACAACAACUAAACAAGACCGUAUAUCAGACAAACUUCGCCUUUAUAACAUUAACAACGUUGGGCCGGACAGACGAUGGCUGCAAGAUGUCCUCCUCAGUGACACAUCCGAUUCAUCUGACGAUGAGAUCACUGAGGAGGAUCUCAAAGUUAUGCUUAGGCAACAUGUUAUGAUGAAAAAACAUCGGAAUAGCUUUUAUAAACAUCAAAAGAAUCGCCAGUACCAGUAUUAUUCGACAGGAUUACUAUCAAACUAUGACAAGUUUCCUGAACAUCAAAUUGCAACUGCUGGUUUCAAUAAAAAGAAAAGGCUUUCGCAGAAAAAGGAAAAAAUUAAAGUCGAACUUCCUGAAAGUUUUAAUUUUGAUGCGAAGAACCAGACUAAAAAUAGUAUUGAAGAAGACAUAAAACCUCUUUCUAAAGCUAAGAAAAAUGUAGCACAUAAAAAGAAAGUUACUCAGUCGAAGGCUGCAGAAAUAAUGUUGCACCGUAGAAGAAAAAUAUGGGCAAAUAUGGCAAAGAAAGAAGUGGGGAAGGUGCAGAGGUAUAAAAUGAAUAAUCACAAGGAAGUAUUGACUAGUUGCAAAAGAGUGGCAAAUUAUUGUAUGAGGCAUUGGCGCCAGAAGGCAAUGCAGUCCCAGAAAAAUAUGAAAGAGGUUAUUUGGCGAGCGAAAAGGCUCACAAGGGAAAUGCAAAUGUACUGGAAACGCUUUGAAAGAGUUGAACGGGAAACAAGGAGAAGGAUGGAAAAAGAGGCCGAGGAGCAGAGGAAGCUCGAUGUCGAAUUAAUGGAGGCAAAAAGGCAACAAAGAAAACUGAACUUUUUAAUCACCCAGACUGAAUUGUAUGCCCAUUUCAUGUCUCGAAAACUCGGCGGUGGGUCUGCUGAAGAGCAGCUACGAAUUUUAAAUCAAUUAGAGGAAGAUGCAAAUCCACGUUUGGCUGGUAUCGACGAUUACGAUUGUGAGGUGGAGAAAGAUAAAGUGAGAAUAAAAGUUGAAAAGGCUUGUUCUGCUGAAGAAGAACGAGCAAAAGAAUUCGGCCUUCUGAUUAAGAAUCAAAUGGCAAAUUCCCAAACAAAACCUGAAGAAGGACCGGAUAAACCACAACCAACCAUAUUCAGAGGUGUUCUGAAAGGUUACCAAAUUAAGGGAAUGACCUGGCUAGUCAAUCUCUAUGAUCAGGGAAUAAAUGGAAUCCUUGCCGAUGAAAUGGGUCUUGGUAAAACUGUCCAGUCCAUUGCUUUUCUUUGCCACAUUGCUGAGAAAUAUUCGGUUUGGGGACCAUUUCUCAUCAUUUCUCCUGCAUCUACACUUCACAACUGGCAGCAGGAGAUGGCAAGGUUCGUCCCGGAUUUUAAAGUUGUACCGUAUUGGGGAAACCAACAGGAGAGGAAAAUUUUAAGGCAGUUCUGGGAUCAAAAGGACAUUCACACGAAAGAAGCCAGUUUCCACGUCGUCAUAACAAGUUAUCAGCUUGUUAUCACCGAUUUUAAAUAUUUCAACAGGAUCAAAUGGCAAUAUUUAAUAUUGGACGAGGCUCAAGCAAUCAAAAGUACUCAGAGCAUGAGAUGGAAACUUCUGCUCGGUUUUAAUUGCCGUAAUCGUCUUCUUUUGAGUGGAACACCGAUUCAGAACAGCAUGGCUGAACUGUGGGCCCUCCUUCAUUUCAUAAUGCCUUCCAUGUUCGAUUCACAUGAUGAGUUCAACGAAUGGUUUUCUAAAGAUAUUGAGAGCCAUGCUGAACACAAAACAAGCAUUGAUGAAAAGCAUUUAUCAAGACUGCAUAUGAUUUUGAAACCGUUUAUGCUUCGUCGUGUCAAAACAGAUGUUGAAAAUGAGCUUUCAGAUAAGAUAGAAAUCAUGGUAUAUUGCCCCUUGACAACCAGGCAAAAACUUUUAUAUUCAGGUCUUAAGAAAAAAAUAAAGAUUGAAGACCUUCUACAUUCAUCAGGGUCAUACCAAUCAGCUCAGAGCAUAACAUCAAAUUUGAUGAAUUUAGUUAUGCAGUUUAGAAAGGUUUGUAAUCAUCCUGAAUUAUUUGAAAGGCGAGAGCCGUAUGCACCGUUGACAUACUCAAGUGAAGAUUACGUUGUACCAAAAUUGAUUACUGAUGAAGGACUCAUGCAAACAAUGCUUCAAUCCAAAAAGCAUAUUUUAUACAACUUGUUGUCAAUAUUAAUGCCGGAUUACAUUAAUUCAUCGCUUAAAAAUGAUGACAACAGUUUGUUUAAUUUCACAAGAAUUGUUGGAGUAUCUCCUGGCGAGUUAUAUGACUUAACUCUUGGAGGGAUUUUGAAUAGAUUGUUGCAUUUAGCAUUGGUUAACAAAGAAGCUCACAAUUGGAAAAGGAAAAGAUGUUUUUACAAAGUUAGAAUGGUCGAGAUUCCAGAUGAAUUUCUCUUUGUGUCUUUACAAAAUCAGGUUUAUUGUCACGACACUGUGGUGAUUAAUUCAGUACCUGAAACUCUAGAGCAUAGGAUAAUGCGUUCUAAAAAAAUUGAGGUUUCAGGUAAAGCGGUAAAUGAUCAGAUACCACUUCUUCCAGAGUUUGAUCACAUUCCUAGAAAGCCUCAGAUAUUAAAAUGUCAUCCUGUUUCUUUUCCGCCAUUUUUGAAAAUCCCAACUUUAAAGGUUGAGAUUUGCAAAUCGAGAGAAAUGUACAGUGCAAGUAGAAGUUGGGCGAAUUACUGGAAUAGGCACAUGAUAUGUGAAGGGCCAGUCGGUUCUCAGGUUUUAUGGUAUGGAAGUCCUGAACUCGCACAACUUGUUCACAGCUCACGGUUUUUCCCAGUUUCACCAGGCGGUCUUCUUGCUGUAAGACCGAUUCAUGGCUGGUCUAAUAUAUCUGUGCCAGAUAAACAAACUCUCGUGACAGAUGCAGGAAAGCUUUAUGUUUUGGAUGGCCUCCUUACUCGUCUGAAACAGCAAGGCCAUAGAGCACUUAUAUAUUCUCAGAUGACUAGGAUGAUUGACCUUUUGGAAGAAUACAUGUGGUACAGAAAGCACACAUAUAUGAGGUUAGAUGGCUCAUCGAAAAUAUCAGACAGGCGUGAUAUGGUGGCUGAUUUUCAAACAAGGGCGGAUAUUUUUGUGUUUCUCCUAAGUACUCGAGCGGGAGGUUUGGGAAUUAAUCUGACUGCUGCUGACACUGUAAUAUUUUAUGACAGUGAUUGGAACCCCACAGUCGAUCAACAGGCAAUGGACAGAGCUCAUAGGUUGGGUCAGACUAAACAGGUGACUGUGUACAGAUUAAUAUGCAAGGGGACGAUUGAAGAGAGGAUACUGCAAAGAGCUCAGGAAAAGAGUGAGAUUCAACGGAUGGUCAUAUCUGGAGGAAACUUCAAACCGGAUACGCUAAAGCCGAAAGAAGUUGUUUCUCUCUUGCUCGAUGAUGCAGAGAUAGAACAGAAAUAUCGUCAGAAGCAAGCGGAAAGAAAACAGAUAGAAGAAACAAGGCAGGAUGUAAGAGAUAGGGAACGUAAAAGGAAACAUGCCAUCAGCAAUUUAAAGGAUUCAGCUAAACAAAUUAAGACUGAAGAGGUCAGUGUUGAUCCAUCCCAAGCCUCUAAUGCAUUAGCUAAUCAAGCAGUACCAUCUACUACAACUGUAAAUAUAAGUUCUGAAGAAACUGUACAAACGUCAGAAACGACAAACCCAGAUAUACCAGUAAUUAGACGUCCAGUUAAAUCAGAAAGGGCAAGACCCAAACGAGGAAGGCCUCCCAGGAACCCGUUGCGAGGUGGCCUGACCAGGCAGAGUGUCCCGGGCAUCCUCCCCUCUGUUGGUGCUGUGAAGAGGGGUCCGGGUAGGCCGAGGUUGAAGCCAGCAGGGCCAAGCAACCAGGGCUCAAGGGGGCCCAAAAUUGGAAGGGGCACAACAAAACAACACCUCCCUGUGCCGAUUCGUUCAACCCAAGCAUCAUUCCAACCCCCUCCUCCUUUACAACUAGAAUAACUUUAAAACGUCUGUCUGUAUAUAGUUUUACAUUUUACUAGUCAUUAUUUUUAAAUUUUGCCACAACUGCCUUGUGGAACUCAUUUUAACAUUAAA
Cimex lectularius (bed bug) is the source of this 4622-nucleotide messenger RNA. RefSeq names its product putative DNA helicase Ino80 (gene Ino80). NCBI's taxonomy places the organism in Eukaryota, Metazoa, Arthropoda, Insecta, Hemiptera, Cimicidae. Gene Ontology annotation, biological process: DNA repair. Gene Ontology annotation, cellular component: Ino80 complex. The record is from RefSeq and is a predicted model, not a curated record. Bases 354 to 4526 code for a protein of 1390 amino acids. Gene Ontology annotation, molecular function: ATP binding; histone binding; DNA binding. The transcript is spliced from 29 exons.